This is a messenger RNA of Sporothrix brasiliensis 5110, 753 nucleotides long. RefSeq names its product short chain dehydrogenase. The transcript has 3 exons. NCBI's taxonomy places the organism in Eukaryota, Fungi, Ascomycota, Sordariomycetes, Ophiostomatales, Ophiostomataceae. The coding region runs from base 1 to 753 and encodes 250 amino acids. The record is from RefSeq and is a predicted model, not a curated record.
AUGGCCACCAAGAGCUUCUACGCAGUCAUUGCUGGCGUCGGCGCGGGUACUGGCCGCUCAGUCGCCCUCAAAUUCGCCAAGACCUACCCCGUGGCCCUCCUGGCCCGCAAGCCUGAGAGCUAUCAGGAUAUUGUCAAGGAGAUCAACGACGCCGGCGGCAAGGCUGUCGGUAUCACGACGGAUGUGACGGAGCAGGCGUCGUUGGAGAAUGCGUUUACCGAGAUCCAGAAGACCGACGGCUUUGCCGGCGCCGGACUCGCGGCUGCCAUCUACAACGUCAGCGGCGGUUUCGGCGGCCGCAAGCCGUUCCUAGAGACGUCCCUUGAAGAUCUCGACGCGUCCCUCGCAUCAAAUCCUCGCGGUCUCUACCUCUUUGCGAAGAGCGCCCUGCCUCUGCUCCUCAAGUCUGUGCCCGACUCGCCGAACCCGCCGACACUGCUCGUGACGGGCGCUACGGCGUCGACGCGCGGCAGCGCCUUCUUCUCGGGCUUUGCGGCCGGCAAGUUUGCCAAGCGCGGGCUGGCCCAGUCGCUGGCUCGCGAAUUUCACCCGCAGGGUGUGCAUGUGGCACACGCCAUCAUUGACGCUGUCAUCGACAUCCCGCGGACCAAGGGCUACAACGUCAAUGGCGGCGCGCCGGACGGCAAGCUGAGCCCGGAUGCGAUUGCCGACGAGUAUUGGCACUUGCACACGCAGCAUCGGUCAGGCUUCACACAGGAGAUCGAUCUCCGCCCGUAUGUGGAGAAGUUCUAA